GCCGAUCAGUUCUCGAUUACGUGAAACGACCGAAUCAUCGCAACUCCAACCUUCACAGCAUCAUGGCAGUUCGAUGUCCAGUCGCGUAAGUCCUCAGAUCGCGUGCAUUAGCUUAACAACAGAAAUAUUGACGUUCAGUAUCUAGCAAACCCCAGCCUCCAGGCAAGCCGACAUGGACGUGGACGUGGAUUCUGGAAACGAAAUUGUUGCCAAGCCACAACCGCGACCAUCCCGGUCCCGAAAACGAAGCCCGCCGCCUUCCGACGACGAGGACGACGAAAUGGUCGAUAACCUCUUACCAGGCGCAGCACGAAUGAAGCGACGCAUCAUCGAGCAAGAGGAAGAGAACCGGCGACGAGGUCUCACCGCUGAGCCGGCAGCAGAUGAUGAUGACCAGGCAUCCCAAAAGAAGUCACAGCAACAAGCCGGGUCCAAGACUAAAAGAGAAAGCAAAGUCGACAUUAUCAAAGCCGCCAAACAGCGUCGAGAAGCCGAAGAAGAAGCCGCUCGGCAGGACGACGAAUCGCUCAGACACGCCCUCGACGGAAUGGAUGUCGAGCAGAUGAAGAAUCUCGCUAUUGUCGAGGACAUGGACGUCCGACCACGCGCCGACAAGCCCGUUCGCACAGACGUACAUGGCUCCGAAGGAAGCAGAUGGGACGAGCGCUGGAACGGACGCAAGAAUUUCAAAAAGUUUCGCCGCCAGGCAGACGGAGUCCAACCCCGUCGUGGACAUUCGUUGAUUGUUCCACUCGAAGAAGUCCAACGAAAAGGGUUUGGCAUUGGUGAAGAUUAUUGGCUAGAUAGCACCACUACAAACACCACUGCUGCUGCGAAUCGAUCGCACUCUGCCCGCCGCGAUAGACCCCGUCAAAGUAACGAUGGACCCAGCGAAAUAGAGCUUGAUGCUGACGCAGAAUCGCAACCGUUUGCAACUGCAAGAAGCCAGCCUGCAGAUGACGAGCCCGCUAGGCCAGAGCACAACGAGGAGAAAGAAGAGGAGGAAGAAGAGGAACCGAUACCAGUAAGAAGGACGCGACAGCGACAGCAACGCGCCCCGCCAAGUCAAAGCCAAACUUCGACGACAACGAUAACAACGAGAAAACGUCCUGCGCCUGCGUCGGCAAGUAGACUGCCAGCGAAGAAGCAAAAGUCGUUGUUUGUCCAGGAUGAUGAGGAGAGCGAGGAUAGUGAAGACGAGCUGAAAUUUAGAUUUGGCAGGAGAUGAAUGUACCAAUGGAUCCUUGCGGACUUGUUGCUAGCUAGUACCUUAUGCAUGCCUACGUACGUCCCGUCCAUGACAUGGGCAAGAAAUACAUCUCAAGCACGUUUUACUUUCUGUCUCACUCCCAAUAUUAUGUCCAUUUUCAUCAUCAAUGGUAGAGAAACAUUCAUCUGGUGAAGCCAGUGCUGUUCUUGCAUUUGAAAAUUAUGUGUAUAU
This is a messenger RNA of Xylona heveae TC161, 1441 nucleotides long. RefSeq lists its product as hypothetical. The record is from RefSeq and is a predicted model, not a curated record. The transcript has a single exon. Bases 173 to 1228 code for a protein of 351 amino acids. Lineage: Eukaryota; Fungi; Ascomycota; Xylonomycetes; Xylonales; Xylonaceae.